This is a messenger RNA of Triticum aestivum (bread wheat), 2569 nucleotides long. RefSeq names its product disease resistance protein RGA5-like. The record is from RefSeq and is a predicted model, not a curated record. Lineage: Eukaryota; Viridiplantae; Streptophyta; Magnoliopsida; Poales; Poaceae. The coding region runs from base 102 to 1613 and encodes 503 amino acids. Gene Ontology annotation, molecular function: ADP binding. The transcript is spliced from 3 exons.
UCCUCUACACCAGCAAACGAAUAGCACACUGUGAGAGCAUCCCUUGUUCCGCUCACACUGCCAAAACACCAGCACAAUCUCACACCCAUAGAGGUCUAGCCAUGGAGGUCGCCAUGCUGGCCAUCCGUCCCCUCCUCCCGAAGCUGGGGAGCCUGCUCGCAGGCGAGUUCACCUUGGAGAAGCGCGUGAGGGAAGGCAUCGACACCCUCAACAGGGAGCUGAAGCUGAUGCAUGCCGCCCUCGGCAAGGUGGCCAAAGUGCCGCCGGAUCAGCUCGACGAGGGGGUCAAGAUCUGGGCAGGAAUGGUGAGGGACUUGGCCUACCACAUGGAGGACAUCGUCGACACCUUCAUGGUGCGCGUCUAUGAUGGAUCUUCCAACCCGAAGAACAGAGUGAAGAAGUUACUCAAGAAGACAGGCAGAUUAUUUAGUAAGGGUAAAGAUCACCAUCGAAUCUCCGAUGCUCUAAAACAAGCGGUUGCUCAGGCUGAACAGUUGGCUGAGCAGCACCAAAGGUACGAGGUGGAGACGCCAGACACCGGCCCUGGUAUUAGCAUUGAUCCUCGCAUCAAGGCUAUGUACACAGAUGUGACAGAGCUCAUUGGCAUCGAAGAACCACGAGAAGAGUUGAUCAACAUGUUACUUCAGGGUGAUGAUUGGUCGAAUAAUCCAUUGAAGACGGUCUCAAUUGUUGGAUUUGGCGGGUUAGGCAAGACGACUCUUGCCAAAACAGUGUAUGACAAGAUCAAAGUGAAAUUUGAUUGUCGUGCCUUUGUGUCGGUUUCUCAGAAUCCCGACAUAAAGAAAAUAUUGAAGGAUAUUCUUUUUGGGCUUGACAAGGACAAGUAUGCAAAGAUAUAUAAUGUAUCACGAGAAGCAAGCCAUCUCAUAGACGAACUCAUUGAAUUCCUCAAUGACAAAAGGUAUCUCAUCAUAAUUGAUGACAUAUGGGAUGAAGAAUCAUGGGAAAUAAUCAAGCUUUCUUUCUUCAAGAAGAGUCUCGGAAGUCGAUUAAUCACGACAACCUGCAAUGUCAAUGUCGCUAAAGCAUGUUGCACUUCUACUGAUGAUAUUUAUAGAAUGAAACCUCUUUGUGAUGAUGUCUCAAGAAGGCUCUUCUGCAAAAGAGUAUUUUCUCCCAGUGAAGGAUGUCCUCAUGAGUUGUCGGAAGUAUCUCAACACAUCUUGAAGAAAUGUGGCGGAAUACCAUUAGCCAUUAUCACUAUAGCAAGUCUUCUGGCUAAUAAUCACCGGAUGAAAACAAAGGACCACUGGGAUGCCGUGCUCAACUCCAUUGGCCGUGGACUCACAGAAGAUCGCAAUGUAAAGGAGAUGAAGAAGAUAUUAUUAUUCAGCUAUUAUGAUCUACCUUCUUAUCUUAAGCCAUGCUUAUUGUAUCUCAGUAUCUUUCCAGAAGAUCAUCUGAUUAUGAGACGCCAGCUGAUAUUGAAAUGGAUAUCUGAAGGUAUCGUUUAUAGUGAAGAAGAAGAGACUAGCUUAUAUGAGCUCGGUGACAGCUACUUCAAUGAGUUAGUAAACAGAAGUAUGAUACAGCCGAUAGGUAUUGAUGAGGAAGAGAAAGUAGAAGCUUGCCGCUUCGUCAUCUCAGUCUAAGCGUUGAUGGAUAUGGGUCCCGACCUGGGCUGGUGGUAACGGAAAUGGAAAAGUCUGUUGUUACUGCUGAUGCAUUUCCAUGUGUUGAAGUGUGCUGCUUCCAUGGUAUCUAAAUUUCCACGAGGAGCCGCACCAAGGCUUAAAGGACUUCACUUGUGGUUCCCAGCUAGGUGGAUCGUCCGUGGCGACAAUGAUUUGAGCAUGGGGCACCUCCCGUCCCUCAAGGAAGUCUGGGUUUGCCUUUUGCAUAGGGAAGCCAGCGAUGAGGUGGUGGAGGAAGCAGAUGCGGCUCUAAACUAUUGACGCCGAAUUCGCAUCAGCUGACUGAUGUGCAGCUAAACUGAAUAGGAUUGAAUUCCCGUUUUCUGCAACUAGUGCUCCCAAGUGCCCAUUCCUCUCUCCGGAUUUCUGCAACUAGUGUUUUUCAUUCCUUACUUUUCAUAGUGUUCAGUAAUCAUUUCCCCACUUUUUUCUUCUUCAUUUUCAGGUGGAUCAAGGGCUCGAUUCAUCUUUUCCUGCAGCAUCAUCAGGUGGGAGGAGCUAACUGCAGAUUAGUUUCGUCGACGUCUACGACUCGACCGCUUCGAUGAAGAAUCGGACGAUGAGGGUCUACAGCACUACGUUUGAUCCGUCUUCCUUGCGCAGCGAACGAGAUGAAGCGCUCAUUAUGUUUGUCCGCUCAUGUCCGAAUUCCCUUCUUGCUCCCGGCAGGCAAUUCAGGAACCACCAAGUUUGUAGGGCAUUUUGCCCAUGAUGAUGAAUUAUUGCAGCUGGCUGGUUUGCCUAUUAAUCCUUCGCUGCCCUGCUUGAUUUGUUCCUAGCAGCUUAAUUUUAGACUCUAUGCUGAUUUGUUUCUAGCAGCUUAAUUUCAGACUCGAUGCCCCGUUCAGUUUGUACGAUGAUUUUGUAAACUUUCACCUUAUAUUUGUCAUGUUGGUUCGAUAAAACGAAAUAAA